This is a messenger RNA of Parnassius mnemosyne (clouded apollo), 1824 nucleotides long. The record is from the annotation of a GenBank genome assembly. NCBI's taxonomy places the organism in Eukaryota, Metazoa, Arthropoda, Insecta, Lepidoptera, Papilionidae.
AUGACUGUCUGCAACAGUGGUGAUGCAAAAUUAGAUUCAGCAGUUGAAACUUGGUUGAAACAUGACAAGAACCCCACAACCCGUCAGGAGGUUCUUGACGAUAUUGCCAAUUCAAGAUGGGAGAAACUAAAGGAGACGAUGCUGCAACGUCAGAAGUUUGGCACGGCCGGCCUGCGCGCGCCCAUGGGUGCCGGCUACAAGUGCAUGAACGAUGUCGUUGUACUGCAGACCGCUCAGGGUCUCCGUUCGUACUUACAAAAGACUUGCCAACAGAGUCAGCUACGCAAUGGUAUAGUAGUCGGCUAUGAUGGGCGGCAUAAUAGCAAAAGGUUUGCCGAAUUAACAGCAAAAGUCUUCGUAUCAGCAUCGAUACCAGUACAUCUGUUCUCGAGAGUUUGCCCCACUCCAUUUGUUUCGUUCGCCACUAUAAUGUACGGGGCCGCUGGUGGAGUUAUGGUGACAGCGUCGCAUAACCCAAAAGAGGAUAACGGCUAUAAAGUUUACUGGAGCAAUGGAUCGCAAGUUAUUACACCUCAUGACGACAACAUCUUGGAUGAGAUUUGGCAUUGUUUGGACAUACCGGAUGAUUACUGGAAUAUAGACGGAAUUAGAAACAACGAGUUGGUAAAAGACUGUACAGCGGAAGUUAUCGACAAAUACAACGAGUUCAUCCGGGAGAGCUUGCAUGAGGAUGUGCGGAAAGUGAAUAAGGAGGCGGGCGUGCGCAGCGUGUACAGUGCGAUGCAUGGGGUCGGAUAUGAGUACGUGGUGAAGGCGUUCGAGGCUGCUAAUUUGAAAGAACCCCUAAGUGUCCCCGAACAACAAGAACCGGAUCCAGAGUUCCCGACAGUGAAAUUUCCGAACCCUGAAGAAAAGGAAUGUUUGGAACUCAGCAAGAAGUUGGCAGAAGAGAAUGACAUCAGUCUGGUACUGGUCAAUGAUCCGGAUGCUGACAGGCUUGCAGUUGCCGAGUAUGAUGUAAGCAAGAAGUCCUGGAAAGUGUUUACUGGCAACGAAAUGGGUGCGUUGUUAGGCUGGUGGAUGCUGCAUCAGCAUCAAAAGCAGAGUUCUGAUACGGACGUGUACAUGCUGGCUAGCUUCGUCAGCUCCAAGAUGCUUAAGGCGAUCAUUGACGGACACGGCUACUUUGUAGAGACGCUCACGGGCUUCAAAUGGAUGGGCAACACUACACUUAUACUUUCUCAGCAAGACAAAAAGACGCUGUUCGCGUUUGAAGAAGCCAUCGGAUAUAUGUGUAGUGCAAAAAUUCCCGAUAAAGAUGGCGUCUCAGCUGCUGUGCAAGUAGCAUCGCUAGCUUCGCACCUGUACUCGCAGGGCUCGUCGCUGUCGGCUCACUUGCAGGCUCUUUACCGUCAGUACGGCUACCAUGUGUCCUACAACUCCUACUACAUGUGCCACGAUCCUGCCACCAUACAGAGAAUAUUCAGGAGGAUCAGGAAUUACCAUGAAUCCGGUGUGUAUCCGAAGAAAAUAGGCUCCACAGAAAUAGUACAGCUAAACGACUUUUCAGAAGGCGUUAAAAUACCAGAAAAGGCUAACGGAGAGGCGCACCUGACUGCAAUCGGCACUGGUCUGGACCAGGAGUACAGGAGCGGUGAGAUGAUUGCCUUCCGCUGCGACAACGGCAUGAGCGUCACCGUGAGGACCAGCGGCACCGAGCCCAAGCUCAAGUUCUACACCGAGCUGGUCUGCGACGCACCCACAGAACAGGAGCAAGAAGAAAUGAGGAAGAAACUCAAAACAAUGGUCCAGGAGUUUAUUGAAGAGUUACUGCAGCCAAAAGAAAAUGGUCUUAUUGGUUGA